UCUGCCAACGUGUCUGUAGUUCCGGCGCAUUUUGGAUGACGCUGCUGCCUCUGGUGGUUGGGGAGCGGGAGCGGGGUGAAGCCGGGGCCGGGACCGGGAUGAGGAGCGGGGCCGGGGCCGGGACCGGGACCGGGACCGGGAUGGGGAUGGGGAUGGACUACACGGUGCACGAGGCCUGGAACGAUGCCACCAACGUUUACCUAAUCGCCGUGUUGCUCAGUGUCGGGCUGCUGCUGUACGCCAGGAGAAAUAAAAGGAAGAUCAUGAGAAUAUUCACUGUCCCUCCUACUGGUAAUAUGACUCCUGAGCCCAACUUUUAUGACAGCCUACAAACGGUUCGCUUACGCCAGCAACUGGAUAUGUACUCGAUUGCACGUAAGUAUGAGCAACAGCAAGGGCAGUUGGACAGCGUACAGCUUACAGUUGAGUGAUACCUGCACUGCAUUCUUGAUAGAAAUAGAAGAUUAUGUGGGACAGCCAUACAAACUAGAAAACUCGGUAAAAAGAACACUACUGGAAAAUCUGAAAUCAGUGGAGAAAUGCAGGGAAUUGGACCUUUACCAUUGUCACUCCUACAGGACGAAGGAACAAGAGACACUGUGAUUACUUUCCACCUCACUAAAAAAUACUUUACCCAUCCUACAUGUAUAGCAGCGAGCAAUCUGUUUUUCUUAAAUCAUGUUAAUUAUAGAAAUUUUCUCCUGACAAAUAUGGAAAAGGAAACCAAGAUCUCCAGUACCCUUGUAUUGAUACUUUUAUGCAGAGUGACUGCUUCCUUAAUCUGGUAUGAUGCCUGUCCCAAAGAUGUACUAUCAGAUUACCGAGAAUAUGGUUUUUUGAGGAUUGAUGUUGGUAUGAUGGACUGGAUUGUCCUCAAUUAAGAAUAAACUCAAGCAGUUCCAGCAUAAACCACGUGUGGAGUUUGGUUUGAAGUAAACAAAAGUGUAUUGUCCAAAAUAAAGUACAGCUUUGUUCUACCUUAAUAUUUUGACACAUCUUACUACUAGGUGUAAAAUCUUAGUUCACCUCAAAAAUUUGGAGUUAUAUGCCUUACAAAAGGAGAAAUAAUGUUCAUUGAAUGUUUUAAAAAUGGAAAUGUAUUGAAUAAUGCUCAGAUAAUUUUUCUAUUUUCCCUUUUUGAUUAAUAUUCCUGCUAUUGAUAUAUCAAUGGACAUUUGUGGAUUUGAAUGUCAUUUUGGGAUUAACUCUGGAACCAUUGACGUUCAACUCUCUCCAGUUUUCCAUACUUUUCAGCAGGGGUUGCUGGGUAUUGAGCAAGGAUGAGAAAUCAAGACUGUCCUUGCUGUACCUGAAAAGCAUUGUAUUAACUGCCAAAUGUUAAUUAAUUCAGGACAUGCCAGAUUUUGAACUAAGGAUUUUCUGGUCUGUUUGCUAUUCAGUGUGUGCAUCAUGGGGCAGGCAGUCUUUUUAUAUUCAGCUUCAUUAAUUUUUCAGCUACCAAAUACACACUGGAGUAGUUUUGCUGAUAUGUGUUGCUGAAUGGUGACUUGGUAUUGUUCAUGAUGUAUCUUGGGUGCCCUCUAAAAGCAAAUGGACAGUGGCAAUCUACUCUAUCUCCUCAUCCACAAAUUACAUUUGAGUCAAUGUUAAUUAGAUUGGGUGAAAUUUUAUGCUUGUAAAUAUCUGAAAAUGUGGUUGUCAAUAAACUAUUUCAAAUGC
Pristis pectinata (smalltooth sawfish) is the source of this 1680-nucleotide messenger RNA. RefSeq names its product small integral membrane protein 19 (gene smim19). Bases 36 to 431 code for a protein of 131 amino acids. Lineage: Eukaryota; Metazoa; Chordata; Chondrichthyes; Rhinopristiformes; Pristidae. The transcript is spliced from 3 exons. The record is from RefSeq and is a predicted model, not a curated record.